This is a messenger RNA of Symbiodinium necroappetens, 1665 nucleotides long. Lineage: Eukaryota; Dinophyceae; Suessiales; Symbiodiniaceae. The record is from the annotation of a GenBank genome assembly.
AUGAACAGACCAAAGCGAGGGUCGUACUUCUUUACUAUGGAGAGACAUCUGGGAAACGCCUAUCAUGCUCAAAACAUCCUGGAGAGUGUGGGAAUUCCAACUCAGAUCCUUUCCUUGGCUCGGCCAGAAGGGUUGAACAGUCGCAUGGCAGCUCUGGUGAAGGAGAAUCCUGGCGUGUGGAUUCUGCACGGAGACGUCUUCGAAAAUCUGGGUGUUUUCAAUGCGCUGUGCAGCAGCAUCGGAAGUCUUGACUUGGUGAUGCUGGACCCUCCACUGGACUUACGAGGUGUUUGGCCGCUGUUAGAUACGGUAAGGGAGGGGCGCUUCGUGGAGUCAGAGUCCACAGCUGUCCAGAACCAGGCAGUGAUCGCAUCCGUCGGUUUGGGAGCGCGGCGAGCGCUCCUGGUCUUUGAUGGGACGAUGCUGGUGACACGAGAGAGUAUUUGGCUUCAGGCUAUGGCUAGCGUCAACAUGUCAAUGCUAGCACCUCCAGCCUUCAGGAAACUUGGCAUCCAGUUCAGCGGCACUCCUGACAAGAUCUUCGUGAAAGUCGUGACCCAAGAAUCCUUCGGUUGUAUACAUGGAGUGCAGGCCGGAGACGAGCUCUUGGAAGUAGACGGCAUUCUCCUUGACAUGCUGGAGAACCAGUUUAAAGAACGCUUAGCAGGACGCCCGAUUCGCUUGAGGUUCUCAAGCCCUCACAGCUCGUACACUGUCGCCGCAGAUCACGAAAACGAAAAGCUUGGCGUCACAUUUCAUGGAAUGCCACCCGGUUCAGUAGAGGUCAAGAGUGUCACAGAAGGUCUUUUCGGAAGCGACAAAGGCGUGCAGGAGGGAGAUGUGCUCACCGAUGCCGGUAGAGAUUCCUUGCAAUCACUGGAUGGCAUGAGUGCCGAGACCUUUAAGAGCUUUUUGAAGGAUCGGCCUCUGAGGCUGCGUUUUCAGACUCUGCAGAAAGCACGGCGACCCAUUGAAGAGCAUGAGCUUCCUCGGCAACAUUCCAGAACUGAGUAUACAGUGGCGGCAAGUGCUGACACUGGCAAGCUGGGCAUCAGCUUCCACAGCAUGCCUCCUGGCAGGAUUGAAGUCAAGGGCGUUGCUGCGGGCCUGUUCGGCAGCACAAGCGGUGUGAAGGAGGGAGACGUCCUGAUAGAAGUCGGCAGUGACGACUUGCAACCCCUGGAGAGCAUAAGCGAGGAGGCAUUCAAGGGAUUUCUGAAGGACCGGCCACUGAAGAUGAGGUUCCUUGCGCCGGCCAUUGCAACAGCUGCCCCAGUCCUUGCGGAGACUUCUUCCAGUCAUGUGGAUCACGGCACCGAGCAACGCACGCAGAGCGAAAUGCCGGCAACAGACCGUUCGAGGGAUACGUACACAAUCACCGCAGGCUUGGAAGUGGGCAAGCUUGGCAUCACGUUUAACGGGAUGCCACCUGGUCGCAUUGAUGUGAAGGGCCUUGCGGAGAAUUCUUUUGGCAAUGAUGCUGGCGUGCGCGAAGGAGAUGUCCUCACCGAGGUGGGAAAGGACGAACUUACAUCCGUGGAAGGUAUGGACUUUGAGACAUUCAAGCGCUUGUUGAAAGAUCGGCCACUGACAAUGAAGUUCCAGUCCAUGGGGGAGGCUGUUCCAGCUGUUCAGUCUGCUUCGCCAAAUGAUGCAGCAGCCGCU